UCGGCCGGCCACCGAUUAAUUUUCGUAAUGUCAAUUAAUUUAUAACCCAUUCAUCUUAUCUCUACAUAGCCGGGCUGAGAUAGAUUUUGACAUUUUUAAAUAAUGUUUUCGACCAGCUAACGAAAAACAGAGAUUCAAAGAGGCCGUUCCUGUGUGGUGGUGACGGCCGCCGUCGAUGAACACCAGUUUUAACAACAAUGACCUCGAUCACCGAUUUACCACCGGAGUUACUGUCUUAUUUACUGUCCAAGCUACCGGGCCCAACGCUUUCCAGAGUAGCACUUGUUUGUAAACAGUUCUACGAAGCAACCAAAAUAGAAUCGGUUUGGCAGCAUCGUUGUAAACAAGAUUACAGUUUCACUGAGGAGAAUCUACGAGGAUGGAUGUUUGAAUCUUACAGGAUUGUUUACUCAAAAGUAUUGUAUCCUUAUGGUCACAUUAUUGGAGUGUGGCAGCCACAGAUAGGACCCUAUGGUGGACUUGUUACCAUUAAGAUUCUUGAUGGUGCUAUUCGGGGGACACAGUAUCUGCCACCGGUCGACCCCAAAGUGUGUAUGCCACUACGGGUCAAGGAACUGUUCCAGAUACAACUAAGCUGUGAAGGUUAUGCACAGGUUGAGUGUCUGAAGGGACCCAAUGGGCCUCACAAGCUACAGAUAUUACCAGGCAACUCUGAGGGGGAGUUCGUUCUGAAGUGUUGUAAACCAGAGAAGCAUAGAUACCACGAGAGCAGGCAAGAAGAGCUACAGGAAUGGAUUCGUGAAGAGAUCGGAGCUCAAGAUGGAGAGCUGUUACUAUUCAACUAUGACCAUCAUAUAGAACUGCUUCGCAUCAAAUAUAUCAUUCUCAAUCAAUAUGAUGGAAACUGUGCCUUCCAGAAACUUCAUCUUCCCGGCCCCUUAGACAAUGUCCCAAUUCAGCCAGGCUUAUUCAAGGGAACCUACGGGGGACAUGGCAUUGAGAUAAUCAGUCUCAAGUAUGAAGAGGACAAGCUACGAGGAUACAAGGUCACUGGAGACCCCAAUGUACCAGCCUGUCAGCUCAGCCUCGAGGUACACCUCGAUGAGGCCAUGGUCUUAACCAAAGAUGAUCAACAGACUUUAGCCUCAAUAGAGGCCAUUGAAAAAGAGAAAGUGGUCGUCCCUCAGGAGAAAGAUUUGCCCAACAGUCAGCCAUUUGUGAAUCCAGUAGGGGUUCACGAUCAUGGUAUGGCUGAUGUCUCUGCUAAAUUAAACAUGCCGUUGAAAAGAUGCAAGAGAAGGUAUUACGGCACAGGUCUUAUCGCUAUGCAUGGUUUCCGUAAUUCAUCCCGCACACCGUGUCACUUCAUCCUCUUCCAUGAAAACGUCUUUGCUCUUCUCUGGUUGGAGCUUCACUCCAUCAGCAUCUUUCACAGGGUCUGCGAACCAAUAUGAACACAUCAGGGCCAAUUUCAUAGAGCUCCUUAAUCGCCGAUUUUGUUCUUAAGGCCGAGGCACACUGCAGCGAUAACAAAAACGAUAACGAUCACGGUGCAAAGGGAACACAUUCGAUUGGUUGAAUUACUCCAAGCAGAAAACGCACAUGCUCAUUAAACCAAUAGAAUGCAUAUUCCCUUUGCGUCAUGAUUGUUAUCGUUUUUAAUUUCCAUUUCAUAGCGCUGCUUAUCAUAAGCACACGAAAAGGCAUGAUAACCUUCCGGUGUUUUUGAAAGGCGUAACCAUGCAAGUUCAUGUUGGAAGCGCCAGGUAACUGCUUAUGCUUGCACAUUAGCAACACUUUUCUGCUAAAGUACAGUAAGCACGAAAUGUUCUUACUGUUAAGCAGCGCUAUGAAAUUGGCCAAGAAAUUCGUAAUGAUUAAUGAGUCAUUUGAUUAUUUUGCAAGUGAAUAGUUUAAAUGUACCACCCACAGGUAAUUUUAUUCUGAUAAUUAACAAAUAUACAGGAUUUAGGCAAUGCAUGGUGAGGUAUCAAUGUGUGUUUUGUUUGCGUUUUGUGGUGUUACCUCAAACCAUUUAUACAUUUUAACAAAAAAUAGUGAUAUUUUGUUUUGUUUGGGCAAGGCAUGAAGAUGUCAGUGAUGCAGACUUAGGGUACAGGGGGUGUUCUCAAGCCUUCAAAAUCAAGCAAAAUCUUCCCUUUGAUUUUUAUGGGCCAGCCAGAUUUAAGUUUUAGGAAUGGUGUAGGCCAGUAGAAUUGGGUUUUGAUUUAUAGAUUAGGCGCAUGAUAUUUGCAAGGUCACGUGAGAGCUUGGUCUACCAAGCUGCUCCAAGGACGGGCCGUUAUAAAAGCAGUGGACACUAUUGGUUAUUACUCAAAAUAAUUAUUAGCAUAAAACCGUACAUGGUAACGAGUAAU
Asterias rubens (European starfish) is the source of this 2339-nucleotide messenger RNA. RefSeq names its product F-box only protein 31-like. Lineage: Eukaryota; Metazoa; Echinodermata; Asteroidea; Forcipulatida; Asteriidae. Gene Ontology annotation, molecular function: protein binding. The record is from RefSeq and is a predicted model, not a curated record. The transcript is spliced from 9 exons. The coding region runs from base 198 to 1415 and encodes 405 amino acids.